CUAAAGUCCACUCAGCAGUGGGUGUCCAUACGUGGUGAAGUGACAGAUUUAAAUCACCACUGAAUUGGAAUUUAGAAAAAAUGGGAAGAAGUUAUUAUGUGGAGGAGGCAGUUGAAAAGUAUUUCUAUAAACGUAUUCAGCAGCAGCAGAAAGGCUUUAUUACAGGACUUAUCAUAGGACAGAGUUCGGCACAAAGAGAGUUUGUGCUUCUGGCUGCGCAGACCCCACACAAAGAAGAUCAGCGUGAAGGGAAUACAGUAAAGCCUGCGUUAUCCAAGCUAGAUGAAAUUGAUGAGGACUGGGUCUCUUCGCACGCCAGCCAGGUAAGUCGUAUGCUUCCUGGUGGUCUUCUUGUCCUGGGCGUCUUCCUCAUCACAUCUCCAGAACUUUCCAAGGACUCCCAGAAUGCACUGCGUAAGCUUAUUUUUGCUGUAGAAAAGUCUUCCAUGAAGAACAGAUUAUGGAGCUUUGAUGACAAUGACGUCUGUGACCGGGCAGCACUUCACAUUUGUUCUGCAACCAAAAAAAUUACAUGUCGAACAUUUGAUGUCAAAGAUCCAAAGAGCACGGCUAAACCCGCAGACUGGAAAUAUCAGAGCUCAACCUUAUCUUGGCUGACCAUAGACUGUAAUGUGCGUUUAGACCUCACCGUCCCACGGUUAUCCGCUGCAUCGUCUUAUCAGGAGCAGCAGAAGUGUACACGAGCUGGACUAGCAAAAUGGGCUAAAGAGAUAGAUGACGUAACUUUGAUUUUCAAUGGCCGAGUUAAAGAUAUAGAUGGAGACCUUCUCGAUGAACAUGUACGUAGUAGGCCAAAGAUUACAGUUAGCAGCAACAGCAUUUGUGUAGGGCUAAAAUACAUGUUUUAGUACAACCUCAGCAGUGCCAAAUUGCA
Molecule: messenger RNA, 895 nt
Organism: Bombina bombina (fire-bellied toad)
Lineage: Eukaryota; Metazoa; Chordata; Amphibia; Anura; Bombinatoridae
Product: protein odr-4 homolog
Exons: 8
Coding region: 81-869 (262 amino acids)
Biological process (GO): intracellular protein localization
Cellular component (GO): endomembrane system
Source: RefSeq, a predicted model, not a curated record